AUGGGCCUCCUCGACAAAAUCCAAGCCAAACUCGAACUCUACCGCCUCGAACAGCGCUACACGCGCCGGUCGAAGCGCACGACCUUCGUCAGCGACGCCCAAUACGUCGACGGCGAGUACGUCUACCAGAGCCAGUCCUCCUCCUCGGCCGCCACGUCGCCUACGUCUACGGGAUCGAGCGGGAGCCAGAGGUGGGCGCGGAGCAAGGCGUCGAACGUUAAUGUCAGGGAGGUGUUUAAUCGGCAUGGGGGGCAAGGCAUGGGCCAGGGCGAGAGGGUGUAA
This is a messenger RNA of Coniosporium apollinis CBS 100218, 282 nucleotides long. RefSeq lists its product as uncharacterized. The record is from RefSeq and is a predicted model, not a curated record. Lineage: Eukaryota; Fungi; Ascomycota; Dothideomycetes. The coding region runs from base 1 to 282 and encodes 93 amino acids. The transcript has 2 exons.